Molecule: messenger RNA, 1871 nt
Organism: Chiloscyllium plagiosum (whitespotted bambooshark)
Lineage: Eukaryota; Metazoa; Chordata; Chondrichthyes; Orectolobiformes; Hemiscylliidae
Source: RefSeq, a predicted model, not a curated record
UCAUUUUGUAUCCAUUAUGUUGUUUAGGCUUGCCACAGGAGGUGGGAGUCCAUAUGGCUCUGCGUACUUCAAGCAUCAAAGACCUUACUUCUUCAGCAACUUUAAAAGAUCAGCUACUUCUUUCCUGUUCUGAACGGGCUGACCAUCCAGAUUCUGUGGCAGGAAUGAUAAACUGGGUCACUGAGAUAUUCAAGAUAUGGGAACACAAUGGAGGACCAGCACCAUUUACAGAAUGUCCACUGUUGUCCAGUAAGAAUGAACAGUUAUUGAGAUCACCUUCUUCUCUGCUAUCAAGUUCAGAAAGAAAUUGGACAAUUCCUCCUUCUGACAGACAGCUAUUCUACAGACCAGAGAGAACACAUAAAUACCUGUCUGCUAGUGUCUAUGGUUCAACUGUGUAUGAUCUCUCAGAGAAGGAUAGAAUACGCAAUCGCGCCACAGAUAUUCAGCUGGGUCGACCAACCAGAUCAAGUCUUCUAAGAGCCAAAUAUUGUUCUCUAUCAACAUUCAGUGACCAACGCAGCAGAGAAAAGGAACAAAGAUCAUGUGAUUUCUCUGCAAUCAGAUGUCACCAGUAUAUGAAAGCGCUGAAACCAGUACCUAACUUUUCAGGAGAGAACAUCCAUUCAUUUUUGAUCGGUGCACGAUAUAACAGAACAAAUUAUUUGGAUUCUAAAGCUGUAGAAAGACAUGGUCUAUUCAUCUGUCGUAACAAACCAUAUAUUCACUUUAUCGUGGAUCAUGGAAAAGAACAAAAUAAAAAGAUGCACACUCAAGAAGUAUCUAAAUUGCAAGAAGAACCUAUUGUGCAAUGUAAGCAAAGCAUUUCAGCCAAGUACAUAAGUGAAAAUGAUGUCCCUCCUGCCCCUGAGAUUGACCGAUUCAACAACAAAGUCAAGGUACCAUGGGGAAUUUCAACCAAAAAGGCAAAUGGUGAAAUCCAUAUGUCAAAUGAGAAAAUGAGAAAAAAUAAAGAACAGAAAGCACGACAUGAUAAGAUACCUGCAGAAAUGCUCAUCACAAAACUUUCUGGAACCUCCAAAGUGUCUAGCCAAAUACACAAAAAUAAUAUUUCAGUCAUGCACAUGGUUCCAAACAAACGGCAGCGUGGAAAAACACCGUGGGCUGCUGCAGAUUCAAACAACACUCCCUGCAUGUUGGUAAAUGUCGUGAAGCCUUUAGUCACUUGCUUAGUACCCCCCACAUCUCGUUCUUCAAGAUCAAGUCCACGGAGCUGUUCAGUUGCAGAUGAAAUAUGUAAAGAAGUUGGAACAGGUGGCUUGUUGAGUGCUGAGAAAAAUUCCAUUAAUCUAUCAGCAAAUGAUGGCGGCUGUGCAGAAGAAAAGGAUUCUGUUACUGAGAGACAAUCAAUAGAGUCUUUGGAAAGGUUUUAAAUUAAGUGGAGAAUAUGUAGCAGAAAGCAACCAUCUUCAUUUUCCACAAGAAUCAUAUUUUGUUACGAAGCAAGAGAUUAUGUAAAUCUUUGUCCUUUUGAACAAGCAGAUCUGGGACAUGGUUAACUCAAUGAAUGGUAUUAUGAAUGGAUAAUUAAAUAGUACCAUUUGAAAAUUUGCUAAAAUCUUUUAAUGAGUUGUAAUCACAUAAUAGCUUUGGUAUAUUUUAUUUAGAAUGACAGAAUACAAACUCAUGUUUUUGUUUGUUUGAUGUGAGGUGGGUAAUGUUAAUUAAUCCAUCAUUUAUCCACUUAUUUAAGGAUAUCAAUGAUUAUGUUAUUGUACUAAUCCAUUUGACUCAAAACCAUUUAAAUCCUUGCAUAGUUCAUGGAAAAACGUGAUGUACAAAUAUAUUUUUCAGAACUCUAAAGUGACUUUAAAUGAAAUUCUCUUGUUAGGAACACACAUUCGCUUUAC